AUGAAUUUUAUCUCGGAAAAGGAGAUAGUUAAAAAGAGAGAGGAAAAUGGUGAUGAAGAAGGCAAUUCUGAUCAACAACCUGAUUAUCGCCCUUUAUAUGAACGUUUAAAAGAAGUGAGGGAUAAAAAACAACUCGAAUGGGAAGAAGAACACACUCUAAAAAAUCAGUUCAGCGUCACUCGUGGAAUUGAUGAAGGCGAUGCUGAUUUUCUUGAACAAGUAGAUAGAGUUAGAACAGAACAAGAAGUUAAAAAAAGGAAAGAAGAAUUGGAACUUGUGAAAAUGGCAAAACAACAAAACUGUUUUAUCCCGCUUGAACAACAACCUCCACUUCUUGAACGCCCACAAAAGCCAGUUACGAGUAACAAAAGUGCAAAUAAACAAGCGAGUCUUGUGUCUUCUCUGAUUAGAAAGAGGUCCCAUUCUAGAACAAGUACAGAAGACGAAGGAUGUAAUCAAAAAAUUAAAAAGAAUUCCUUUGCUUCAGAUGACUCUUCACAAGGAAGUACUUCAACUGCUACUUCGUUUAAUGAGUGUUUACUGAAAAAGAACGAAGAAAAUCUUUCUAAACCUUCAAAAGGACUAAUUUCGUCAGUUUUGGACUACUCUGACACGAGCGAUGAGGAAGAUGAAGAGAAGAUUGGUAGAAAAAUUGAAGAGGAAACAACAAAUUGCCAAUUGCUUAAAAAUUCUCCACAAAAUAGGAAGACUAAUUAA
Molecule: messenger RNA, 717 nt
Organism: Meloidogyne enterolobii
Lineage: Eukaryota; Metazoa; Nematoda; Chromadorea; Rhabditida; Meloidogynidae
Source: the annotation of a GenBank genome assembly